CAGAAACAUGGCUGACACGAGAGUUUCCUAACUCACUGUAUAGUUUCUGCAAAAGAAAUGUAUGGCAUCUGUUAUCAUUCUCUACCUUCCAAAACUUUCCAACUUUUACUUAUGCUUAUGCUUUUUGUACCAUGUGUGCGAUCUCAAUAUUAGAUUCUCUUUAGUUCAUCUUUUUCCCUUUUCCAUGAGCUAAUCAGAGAUAACACAAACUUCAGUUCCUGAUUCCUGUGCCAACCCAAAGAAAACCCUUUUUCUGCCCACAUUUUUUGAUUGAUUAUUUUCUCUCUAGAUAAGGGACAAUUCAAAGAGACUGAGAGAGAAGUAUAGAAUAGAAGAUGAAAGUUGUUAAGGAAUGGUUGAAGGGGUCGAAGACUGUGCUUAGCAUGUUUUUAGUGCAAGUUUUUGCAACAGGGAUGCAGAUUCUAUCGAGGGUUAUACUUGUUGAAGGCACUUCCAUUUUCGCACUCAUUGCCUACCGUCACGUUAUUGCUGCUGUUUGUGUUGCCCCUUUUGCUUUCUACUUUGAAAGGCAAUAAUCAAGCUUUUCUUUCAUUCAUCUUGUUCUUAUAUAUUCUUCUGCAUGUAUAAACUUUCUUCCACAUUUUCUUCUCACUCUUUACUCUCUUUGUUUGGAUUGAAUCAUAUGUGUUGUGAUUGCAGAGGCCGCCAAAAGAAGUUGAGGUGGUCGAUUUGGUUCUGGCUCUUCCUUAACGCCUUAGUGGGGAUAACACUGGCCAUGGGACUGUUCUAUUAUGGUCUGCGAGAUACAUCAGCUACUUACUCUGUCAAUUUUCUGAGCUUGGUUCCUAUCUCCACUUUCAUUUUCUCUAUUAUAUGCAGAAUGGAGAGGGUGGAGAUUGGAAGAUGGACGAGUAAAGUGAAGACAAUAGGAGCAACUUUGUGUGUCGGGGGAGCAUUAACGACUAGUCUGUACAAAGGGAAGGAAUUCUAUAUUGGUCUAACUACCCAUCAUUCACACACUACAUCAGUUCAGUCAUCCAAAGUCAACAUGCUUCGUGGCACUCUUUUUUUGCUUGGUAGCUGCUUCUCAUACACAGCUUGGUUCAUCGUUCAAGUGAAGUUGCUUGAAAUUUUUCCAUUCAAAUAUUGGGGAACGAUGCUUACGUGCAUUAUAGCAUCAAUUCAAGCAGCAAUAGUCGGAAUAUGCUUAGAUUGCAGAAAAGUUACUUGGAGUUUAAAGUGGAAUCUACAACUUAUGACGAUAAUAUACUCGGGAACAUUGGCCACAGCUGCUACGUUUUGCUUAAUUUAUUGGGCAAUUUCAAUCAAAGGACCGACUUAUCCCACAAUGUUCAAUCCAUUGGCUCUUAUUUUUGUGACCAUAUCAGAAGCUAUCUUACUUGGUGAACCGAUCAGUCUUGGCAUCUUGGUGGGCAUGAUUUUGAUCCUGACGGGGUUGUACUCAUUUUUGUGGGGAAAAGAAAAAGAGACAGAAACUAUGGUUGAAGCUUGUGGAGAGGUUUCAACAGCCAUGGCACGAGAGUCUCUUGGACUUCAUUCCACAGCCAUGGUUGUACCGAGUAUUUCACCUAGUAAUGGCAAAAACGAUAGAAAUUGAAAAAUAUAAAUUAUUAUUAUAAUGUUCUUACAAUGAUAGACAAGACUUCUGCUUUUUCUAUAGUUAGCUUACGAAUAAAUAUGUAACAAGAGUGUAACCAAUAGA
Molecule: messenger RNA, 1684 nt
Organism: Vigna angularis (adzuki bean)
Lineage: Eukaryota; Viridiplantae; Streptophyta; Magnoliopsida; Fabales; Fabaceae
Product: WAT1-related protein At5g64700-like
Exons: 6
Coding region: 581-1579 (332 amino acids)
Cellular component (GO): plasma membrane
Molecular function (GO): transmembrane transporter activity
Source: RefSeq, a predicted model, not a curated record